AUGGAGACAAAUUUUUUCGUAACGAAAAAUAAGAAAAAUGGAAACUUGGAAAAGUACACAUGCGGAAAGGUCUGGCUAUACAAUAAAAUAAAUAGCCUAUACACAAAUUUGAACAAGUUUAAGAUGAGUAUCCAAAGGGGUGCCCAUCGCGAGGAGAAAGGGAAGCAUCCGAUAAUCACCAUGAUGAGGAAGAAGAGAGGCGUAGCGCAGCGCUACACACAUGAACGAAAAAAUCAUAAAACAAAAAAAAGGACAUUCGCUGAUAUUUCGAAUGAAAACAAUGCAGACACAGAAAGGACGGAAGGAAAGUACCAUCCAUCGACGUUCCAACAUUUGGAAGUAUUAAAAUCGCUACACUAUAUUUACCAGUUUUACACGAGGGAUGAUGGCAGUGGGGAGAGGGGGCCCCCCCCCGUGGGGGGCACACAUGGUGCUGCUCCGUGCAAGGUAACUGUGCAAGGGGAGGAAAAGAGUGGCACAAAAGAUGGCGGCACAAAAGAUGGCGGCACAAAAGAUGGCUGCACUCAAAAUGGAGGCACUCAAAAUGGCGGCACUCAAAAUGGAGGCACUCAAAAUGGCGGCACUCAAAAUGGAGGCACUCAAAAUGGAGGCACUCAAAAUUGCAGAAUUCAAAAGUACAAUUUUCAAGACAAUGAAAAAUACAACAAAAGUCUGAGUGACAUUUUCUCCUCCAUCGUAAAUGACAAAUGUGGAUUCUUUUUUAUAUUCAAUGCCAUAUUUUUUACAAAUUUAAAAAACUUUUACUACUUUGUAGACAUAAUAAACGUUUUAAAUUAUUUGGGGAAUGGCAAGAGUAUCACCAAGAGAGGUGGACAUAUCGAGAAGGACAUUUUAAUAUAUGAGCAAAUUGCAUUAUUCGUGGAAAACUGUUAUUUCUGUUUGAUAGAUGACGUAGAUAAUGGCGGCAACUGCUGCUCCUAUCAGGGGUAUUCAAAUGGGAAGAGUACAAAGGUAACGACGCAGGAAAGGAAAAUUAACUCGGAUAAGGUGGAAAAGAUAAAAAAUAAGUUAAAGACACUUAAGAGGGAGAAGUCGCACGAAGAGUUGCUGUACCUUUCCAUGAAUGAAUGCAAUAAAAAGAUAUUCCAGCAGUUUAGUAAAAUCCCCUAUUUGUUUAAUGACAUGUCGGAGAUUAGCGAGUAUAGCAGGAGUGACCCCUACAAGGGGAAACACUCCCCAAGUGACUAUGCUCCGAGCGAAAUUAUUCAUGCGCAGAGCAGCACUGACUUGAACAAGAACAUCCUGGGAAGAAAAAACACUCUUUUAUUGUACAACCAAAGUGACUAUGCUAAGUCAGGAACAUACGAUGAUUUAAGAAGUCCUACUCAGCACAUUUUGAAAAAUUCCGUUUCGAUAAAAUCAGAGGAGCAUCCUUCUGACGGGGGUCUCCACAAGAAUAAUUCGCUCAGUCCUGCCAAGGGAAGCACUAAACCGAAUGGGAAAAUACCAUUCCUGGGAGACUACCCCAAUCAGCAAAGUUCCAAACUUGUUGACCCAAAUGAAAAUGCUCAAAAGGGAUACAUAAAGAAUUUUUUCUCCAAUUUGUUUAAAAAUGGACAGUCGGACGAGGAUCCGAAAGGAACUGCACUAGCUGCUGGGGACGAAAGGAUGAUUCCUUCUGAAGGGGUCCUACCCAAAUUGGAGGUCAAUGAGAAGGCCUCAGAUGGGAUAGAAGCAAAUUUAGUAGAACGUGACAGCGAAGGGAAGAUCCCAGAAACGAAUCGCCUCCUUGAAAUUAGAAAAACAGAAAAGGGCACUCCUCACGUAGGAAGCAAUACAAGGGGUGGGUGGGAAAACCACCCAGCGGGGGACGCAGCCGGAAGUGGUGAAUGCGGAAGUGGUGAAUGCGGAAGUGGUGAAUGUGGAAGUGGUGAAUGUGGAAGUGACGAAUCCAAAUGUGACCAAUCCAGAUGUGACCAAUCCAUAUGUGACGAAGGGGAGGCACAGCAAUCGGCUGGAAGCCACGUAGAAGGGGGGUGCUCCGCGGUUAAGGAGCCAAGCAAGGUGACACCUCCGAGCGAGCAGCCUGGAGAACAAAGGUGGGCAAACUCUUCUCUGUCGCAGUCUUCUGCAGAAGAGGAGCACAGAAAGAGCGAGGGGGAGGAUGGUGAACCGGCCGAAGUGGAAGGUGUCGAAGUGGAAGGUGUCGACGUGGAAGGAGUCCAAGUGGAGGGUGUCGAAGUGGAAGGUGUCAAAGUGGAAGGUGCCGAAGUGGAAGGUAUCAAAGUGGAAGGUGCCGAAGUGGAACCCCCCAGUGAAGACAAAACGGAGCAGGACCCAAAGGCUAGCCCUGACGUGACGGAAGAAAGGGACAUUCAACAGAAUGACGGAAAGGAGAAUUACCAGCACCUAUAUGAUGGCGAGAAUGGCGAAGGAGCGACGGAGGAGAGGUCCCUACAAGAAAUGUUACCGCUUCCCCCACAGACAGAAACGAGUCAAGUGAACACAACGGAGAACCACGAAGGUGAAGAAGUGGCAGCGGCACUUGGGGGUGAUUCGCUUGAACAGGGACCACUCGAAUGUAACGAAAUGGAGGAAAAUACAAUUAAAGACCAAGUUAAGGAUGAUGGUCAAAACGAGCCGGAAGGGUUUAAAGAAGAAGAGAGCGGACCAGAAAUAUUUUCACAAAAUUUGAAGCAGGGAGAUGGACUCCAUAAAUGCGAAAAUGGGAAUGGGAACAAAUUAGUGGAUACUGUAGAGAGUGGAGUUUCCCCAGGACAGAUGCAGAAUGGGGAAGGUGCAACAGAAGGGGGGCAGCCGGAGAGUAGUAACCCCAAUGGGGAGGCAGAGAUCAGCGCGCAAAGCGGAACUGGAAUGGUUGCCAUAGCAGGUGAGGCAACAGGCACUGCUGUUGUAGUAGGGCAGGGAGAACAGGAGGUGGACCCUGCAGAUGAGUUCGACGAACGUAAGAGCGGGCAUGAUGGCACGGAAAAGGCAAGUGCUGGUGAGUCUGCCAAGGGGGAAGCCGCCCCAAACGAGGGAAAAGCAGCCCCAAACGAGGGAGAAGCCGCCGCAAACGAGGAAGUCUCAUCCAAGGAGGACCAAAAGGAGGAACAUGGCUCCCCUGAGCCCCCCCAAAAAAAACAGCGCACAGAGGAGGUGCAAAAUGGGGAUAUGAAUGACCAAUUGAGCCAGUCGGAGAAGGCGGACAAUGAGAACACCCCAGAGGCUGACCACUCCAUUUCGAGUGACGAAGGGGGGGAAGAAGCGAGUGACGAAGCGAGUGACGAAGCGAGUGACGAAGCGAGUGAUGAAGCGAGUGAUGAAGCGAGUGAUGAAGCGAGUGAUGAAGCGAGUGAUGAAGCAAGUGACGAAGAGGGUAACCAAACGGAUGACCAAGCGGAUGGCCAAACGGAUGGCCAAACGGAUGGCCAAACGGAUGACCAAGCGGAUGGCCAAACGGAUGACCAAACGGAUGAUCAAGCGGAUGACCAAGCGGAUGACCAAGCGGAUGGCCAAACGGAUGACCAAACGGAUGGCCAAACGGAUGACCAAGUGAACCCCGAAUCGAACCGCGAAUCCGACGACGAUCAGAUCGUUCACUUCCUCAAGUCUAACAGAGGUAACCAGGACAAGGGCUGGUACGCGGAGUAUCUGAAGAACCUGCUGAGGUGCGACAAAAAAUGUACACAGGAAAAUCACGCGGAGGAGAAAGACCUGUUCCUCAGGAAGGUGAAAAAAUUAAGUAAUUUGGUAAAGUAUAAAAAGUUUAAAGAAAAGUACACCAAGGAGUGGGAACAAAAAAUGCAGCUAUUCAAAUGUGACAAGUUGAGACGGGCAUAUAAAAUUUUCCUCGUGAUCAUAUUUUCCAUCGUAAAAGAAAUUAAAGAAUUAAAAAAGGAGCUGAAAGAUAUGAGCCAAUUUGUUUUUAUCAAUUCGGGGAUCGAAAAUUAUUUAAACGAAAAUAAUAUUUCAACGGUGAGAAGAUAUAAGGGGAGCGUUGUAGGGGCGAACCACUUCGACGAUUACCACCUGGGGAGCGACGGCAUAGGGAGCGGCGUCGGCGUGGGCAGCUGCAGCGGCAGCGACAACGUGAUAAAUAGCUUCUUCCUGAGGAAGGCGUUCCCAAAAAUAUUCAGUGAACAAAAUGCGAAAGACAAAUUAGCAAACAUUUCAUACUACAUUGAGCUGGACAAACAUAUUCCAAACUACUGCAGCUUAUUUUUUAGCCAAUUUAAAAUUAAGAAGCAAGUUUUAUCGCACAUUCAGAGCCUAUACAGUAACUCAGUACCCACUGUGCCGUGUGUGAAUAUGUUUAUCUCCUGUUUGAAUUACAACUAUUCGAAUGUACUUAAAAAAAAAUUCGUUUUUCAAUCCGUAUUGGAUAAUAGCUACUUGGCUAGGCUCCCCUGCGUAUACUGUUGCGACGUUCAAAUUGUGAGACAUGUAGGUUUUUUAAAAUUAAAAGAAACAUGCCAAAAAAUUAUUAAACAAAAGAAAAUUCACCAGCUCUUUGUCGAUCACCUUUCGUCCUCCUUACUAGACGAAUCGUAUUUUAUUGUACCAUUUUUUACUUCCUAUGGAAAAUUUUUAAUCGUUAUAAAAAGUAACAGGAAUGAUAACCCUGAAUCUUCUUCGGCAGAUGUUUUACAAAAUAAAAAUUGUAUCACUUAUGAUAUCCUUAUUAAUAGCUUUGUCUUUCCUAAUGGAAGUAGCUUCCAAGCCAUUGUUCAUCUGUCUCAUGUCUUCAUAAACACUUUGCGUGAUUUUUUCAAGACAAGGAAUUCCGAUGAGAAUAUCCCCGAGAUUGCUUUCCUCAGCUUGCCUCACGUGGACAAGCAGCAGCUUCUGCACCACGAGAUUGAGUCCGCUUCCAACCGCGCGGAUAUCAUCGUUAGUGUGCUAUUCCUGCUCGAGUCCUUCUUCAACAACACGAAAAAGAUGAAGGCCCCCGCGGAGUUCAACCAAGGACUGCGCUUCCUCUACAUUAUCAGGCUGCUCGAAUUUUUCCACCAAAAAGGGAAUCUGUGA
Messenger RNA from Plasmodium cynomolgi strain B, 4992 nucleotides. RefSeq lists its product as hypothetical. The coding region runs from base 1 to 4992 and encodes 1663 amino acids. NCBI's taxonomy places the organism in Eukaryota, Apicomplexa, Aconoidasida, Haemosporida, Plasmodiidae. The transcript has 3 exons. The record is from RefSeq and is a predicted model, not a curated record.